Molecule: messenger RNA, 1833 nt
Organism: Dictyostelium discoideum AX4
Lineage: Eukaryota; Evosea; Eumycetozoa; Dictyosteliales; Dictyosteliaceae
Exons: 5
Coding region: 1-1833 (610 amino acids)
Biological process (GO): chromatin remodeling
Source: RefSeq, a predicted model, not a curated record
AUGAAUUUAAAUGUUUAUGAAGGCACAAAGGCAGUUAGAAAGGUUAAAAGUUUAGAAGAUGAAUCAUCACAAGGCACAAAUUUAGGUGUACUUCCAUUUGGUGUUUCAGUUUUAUUAUCAAAGAAUCAUGUCGAAUUUGUUGUAACACUCGAAGCUAAAAAAUCUACAAAUGAACCAGUGUGGCUAGGAUUCUAUUUUUCAAGUUCAUUUUUAAAAUUUCAAAAAAUAUUUAAAAAAUCAAGUGGCUCAUUAAUAGAUAUUGGAUAUGAAAAUAUUUCUUCAAUUAUUCAUGUAGGGUUUAUUUUAUUUUUUAUUUUUUUAUUUUUUUUCAAAUUAAUUUGCACCACCACACCACCACCACCACCACCACUAUUAUUAACAAUAUUAUUCAUGUAUAUAUAUCCAUAUACUUGUCCAUUAUAUAUAACAGGUACAAAUGAUACAAGAGCAUACUGGACAAUAUUUACAAAUAAUCAAGUUGUUGGUCAUAUUCCAUUACAUAGAUCAGAUUCGUUUCAUUCCCUUCAAUCAUAUCCAGUUUUAUAUUUAGAGAAUGAUAUUCAAAUUGUUUUAGGUACUGAUUUAGAUAGAAAUCAAUUAUUCCCUUCUUAUUCAAAAGUUGAUACAUUAUAUAGUAGUACUUUACAUAAUAUAAAUUCGACUUUCUCUCAAAAUAAAUGGUCUGCAACUGUUAUACCAUUAAUUAAAGAGAGCUCUUCCUCCUCCUCUUCCUCCUCAACGACUACUACUACUACUAGUACUAGUACUACUACUUCUAAUACAAAUGAGACAGUAUCAGCUUCAAAUGAUUCCACUAUUUCACCAUCAGUAUCAAAUGAUUCAAUUUCAUCAGCAACAUCGACAUCAAAGUUUGAUUUAUAUGCAAAGCAAUUAUUAUCAAAGAAUCAAUUUGAUUUAGAAAAGUUAUCUAGAUGGUUCAUUAAAAAGUUUAAUUCAACAUCACCAUUGACAUUUGCAUAUGGUGUUUCAAUGUAUAGAAAAUCAAAUUCAAAGACAAUGGAUCUUUUAACUUUGAAAACACUUCAAACUGGUAAAACCUAUAUCGUCAAUUUAUUACACACUUUUAGAUUAAUUCCAAGUUUAGAUUAUUUUAAAGAUUCUGAUGUUCAAAAGAAUUUCGAAAAUGAUAAUCUUCCACAAUAUACUCAAAAGUUUUUAGAUUUAGAAAAAGAUUGUCAAACAAUUAAAGUUUUAUUCCCAACAUCAUCAAUUUCAAUUUAUAAUCCAUUUUUUGAUAAAUAUAUAAAGAAGACAUAUAAAUUCUAUCAACCUUUGACAUUAGAGUCAUCUUUUUUUUCUUCAAAUCAAAGUUUAACUGGUUCAUCAGGUUCUAUUAAUAAUACAAGUGUAAUUCAAAAACAACAACAACAGCAACAACAACAACAACAACAACAUACAACUAUUGUUGACCCAAUAUCAGUUACAUCUACAUCAUCUUUACCAUCACCUUCAAGUGGUGGUAGUUCAACAUCAUCAGCACCUUUUGUAUCUAUAUCGACAACCGAAUCACAAUCAAAUGAAAAUAUUUUAGAUAAACUUAAAAGUUUGGAUAAAAAGAGAUCGCAUAAUAAUAAUAAUAAUAAUAAUAAUAAUAAUAAUAAUAAUAAUAAUAAUAAUAAUAAUAAUAAUAAUAAUAAUAAUAAUAAUAAUAAUAAUAAUAUAUAUCAAACAAACAGUGCCAGUAAUAUUAAUAAUAAUAAUAAUAAUAAUAAUAAUAAUAAUAAUCAACAAACUGAAAAUGAAAAUUCUAUUGAUACUGAUAAAUUAGCAUCAAUCGUUGCAAAGUUAAUAAAAGAAAAAGGCUAUAUAUAA